This is a messenger RNA of Iphiclides podalirius (scarce swallowtail), 366 nucleotides long. The record is from the annotation of a GenBank genome assembly. Lineage: Eukaryota; Metazoa; Arthropoda; Insecta; Lepidoptera; Papilionidae.
AUGUUACGCUUUGCCGUAUUUCUGUAUCUGUGUACCGCAGCCGUCCUGUGCAGUGACGGUUCCUGCCCACCCACUCUGCCAGUGGACGUGUGCCACGCGGCGUGUGGACCUCAAAGGCCGUGCGACAGCCCUCAGCUGUGCUGCCCCACCUCCUGCGGUGGUUCCCUCUGCGUGGACCCUAUGACUCAAAGGCACUUCGUCGAUUACAUGAAGAAAGGCAGUUGCCCCGAGUAUCCGAAGGGUCCUUGGAUGUGCAGUCACACUUGCACGACCGACUCCGACUGCGCUCGUGCCCUCAAAUGCUGUCGAAACAGAUGCGGAGUCUUCACUUGUCAGCAGCCACGACUUAAUGAGACCACGGCGCCU